Molecule: messenger RNA, 11023 nt
Organism: Coregonus sp. 'balchen'
Lineage: Eukaryota; Metazoa; Chordata; Actinopteri; Salmoniformes; Salmonidae
Source: the annotation of a GenBank genome assembly
GGCUUCACCACGGGCUCCCUGCCCACCGUCAUCGAUGUGGGCAAUAACUUUGCCUCCAGUGCGAUCCUGAAGGACAACCUAGUUCACCAGAUGGGAGAACUGGGUGAGUGACAGUCCAAAAAUUCUGGUUCAAUACUCAGAAAGACCCAGAUGGGACGUGAUAAAAAUGUUGAGAAUUUAUCUUUGAAUUUAUCUUUGCCUAAUUAUUCCCUCUCUGCUUUCUAUAGGCAAGAGAGUGGUCUUCAUGGGUGAUGAAAGUUCCACCGAACCCUGCCCUUCCCCUCUAUCAAUGUCAAGGAUCUGCACACAGUGGACAAUGGAAUUCUGUAGAACUUGCACAACAUCAGUAAGCAUUGGCAGACAGCCAGACACAUUUGUAUGUGUGCUGUACAGUACUGGAUGUCUCCUUCACAUCUCCCUCUCUAUCUCUCCUCUUUUCUUCAGUGGUAGCUCACUUCCUGGGACGUGCUGGUAGCUCACUUCCUGGGGUUGGAUCACUGUGGCCAUAAGUUUGGUCCUGACCACCCAGCCAUGGAUGACAAACUCACCCAAAUGUAUGGGGUCAUCAGGUCAGUGGGAAUUAUAAGGCCUCUAGGCCUAUUCCACAGUAGCACUAGGCUAUAGCAUAGUCUCUCAGGUACAAUAGUACAGAAUUGAAUAUCAAUGCCAAUUUUAUAGAACUAUCUUUAGGACUACAUCUGUACCUAUGCCCUUUAAAUACUGUGUGCUGCAUAGGUCAGAUGACCUACCAUGGCUCUACCAGUCUGACCAUUGUUUUGUCCCCAAGAUCUGUGCUUGAUAGGCUGCACAAUGACACCCUGUUAGUGGUGAUGGGAGAUCACGGUAUGACAGAUACACGGGGGAGAGAGCCAGAAGGAGACCGAUGCUGCUAUUUUCCUCUACAGCCCCUCUUUCCAGCAUCCCCUUCCCAGGUGAGCAUAGCAGCUGCACGUUCCCACCAUUCCUAUGAUAUCCUGUACAAUCAUGAUAUGAAUAGUGAUUGUUGCAUUGAUCUGUCUGGUGUAGGGCCAUAUUACCGCCACACCAGCAGUCAGGAGUCAUGACCAUAGUACAUUUCUACAUCACAGUAAUCCCCUCUUAGGCACUCUGGACAUGCAUUGGUAGUUCUCAACUCGUUAAUGACCAUCAGGUCCUAACGGCCUGGUACUCGGGGCUCUAUUGUCCCUUUAACCACUCUGACAUCAAUGCAAGUGCAAUCGAAAAUCACAUCAAACACUUAUCAUCAAAACAGUAUGUGCUUUUAAAACUCACCUCACUGUGAUUGAUCAGUUUAAAGAAAGAAGUUCAUCAACAGGUUGAAACUUAGUGGAAAACAUGGUCGUUAUGGAUGUUGUUUCAAAGCCUAAUACAACGAAAUGGAAAGCGCUUUCUAAGGUGAAGAUGAAUUCAAAACACCCAUAGAGCUUAUGCUUAAGCAUAGGCUUAUAUAAACUCAGUAAAAAAAGGAACGUCCCUUUUUCAAGACCCUGUCUUUCAAAGAUAAUUUGUAAAAAUCCAAAUAAUUUCACAGAUCUUAAUUCUAAAGGGUUUAAACACUGUUUCCCAUGCUUGUUCAAUUAACCUUAAACAAUUAAUGAACAUGCACCUGUGGAACGGUCGUUAAGACACUAACAGCUUACAGACGGUAGGCAAUUAAGGUCACAGUUAUGAAAACUUAGGACACUAAAGAGGCCUUUCUACUGACUCUGAAAAACACCAAAAGAAAGACGCCCAGGGUCCCUGCUCAUCUGCGUGAACGUGCCUUAGGCAUGCUGCAAGGAGGCAUGAGGACUGCAGAUGUGGCCAGGGCAAUAAAUUGCAAUGUCCGUACUGUGAGACACCUAAGACAGCGCUACAGGGAGACAGGACGGACAGCUGAUUGUCCUCGCAGUGGCAGACCACGUGUAACAACACCUGCACAGGAUCGGUACAUCCGAACAUCACACCUGCGGGACAGGUACAGGAUGGCAACAACAACUGCCCGAGUUACACCAGGAACGCACAAUCCCUCCAUCAGUGCUCAGACUGUCCGCAAUAGGCUGAGAGAGGCUGGACUGAGGGCUUGUAGGCCUGUUGUAAGGCAGGUCUUCACCAGACAUCACCGGCAACAACGUCGCCUAUGGGCACAAACCCACCAUCGCUGGACCAGACAGGACUGGCAAAAAGUGCUCUUCACUGACGAGUUGCGGUUUUGUCUCACCAGGGGUGAUGGUCGGAUUCGUGUUUAUCGUCAAAGGAAUGAGCGUUACACCGAGGCCUGUACUUUGGAGCGGGAUCGAUUUGGAGGUGGAGGGUCCGUCAUGGUCUGGGGCGGUGUGUCACAGCAUCAUCGGACUGAGCUUGUUGUCAUUGCAGGCAAUCUCAACGCUGUGCGUUACAGGGAAGACAUCCUCCUCCCUCAUGUGGUACCCUUCCUGCAGGCUCAUCCUGACAUUACCCUCCAGCAUGACAAUGCCACCAGCCAUACUGCUCGUUCUGUGCGUGAUUUCCUGCAAGACAGGAAUGUUAGUGUUCUGCAAUGGCCAGCGAAGAGCCCGGAUCUCAAUCCCAUUGAGCAUGUCUGGGACCUGUUGGAUUGGAGGGUGAGGGCUAGGGCCAUUCCCCCCAGAAAUGUCUGGGAACUUGCAGGUGCCUUGGUGGAAGAGUGGGGUAACAUCUCACAGCAAGAACUGGCAAAUCUGGUGCAGUCCAUGAGGAGGAGAUGCACUGCAGUACUUAAUGCAGCUGGUGGCCACACCAGAUACUGACUGUUACUUUUUAUUUUGACCCCACCUUUGUUCAGGGACACAUUAUUCCAUUUCUGUUAGUCACAUGUCUGUGGAACUUGUUCAGUUUAUGUCUCAGUUGUUGAAUCUUGUUAUGUUCAUACAAAUAUUUACACAUGUUAAGUAUGCUGAAAAUAAAAGCAGUUGACAGUGAGAGGAGGUUUCUUUUUUUGCUGAGUUUAUGAGCCCAAACCCGAAGGAAAAAAAACAACAACCCUGAAUUAAACAAAUUCAGAUUUGGCCUACAAUUAUAGUGCAUUUGUGAUUUUGAAUAGCCAAGUAAUAGGGAAUUAUUUAUAUUUUCGUAAUUAAUAGGCUGACACAUUACCUUUAGCUACAGAAUAUCUCACCACCUUGAGUUUCCAUCUCCUUUAUUCCUUUCUCCAGCGUGCAGAGAGAGGGUCUGUCAACAGUUUAUUGAAAUAUGUUUCUUUGUGAAAACAUGUUACUAGCAAUGUUCUCGAACAGAUUUCACUUGGUUUCCAAAUUAAGCACUGGGUAGCUGCAGGAACAGGGUUGGAGAGCCCAUGGCAUACAGAGUUUGUGCGGAAUAUCACCUGUCGCGCAGCGAAAUUAUCCAAGUAGCCUUUUACACGACAUGAGUGAAAAACGUAAUGGCGGGAAAGUGGCCUCCAUACGCUAUUCCAGUGCAUACGGAUGACGUCUUUUUUGUCUUGCCCCUGUACUUGCCAAUUUGAUAAUGGGUCAUUCUAGAUCGAAACACAUUUUCAGUGGCGGGAAAAGGACUAAAUUGUCAUACUUGAGUAAAAGUAAAGAUACCUUAAUAGAAAAUGACUGAAGUAAAAAUGAAAGUCACCCAGUAAAAUACUACAAUUUUUAUUAAUUCUUUAUUGACGGAUAGCACACUCAGACAUAAUUUACAAACAAAGCAUUUGUGUUUAGUGAGUCUGCCUGAUCAGAGGCAGUAGGGGUGACCAGGGAUGUUCUCUUGAGAAGUGUGUGAAUUGGGCCAUUUUCCUGUCAAAAUGUAACGAGUACUUUUGGGUGUCAGGGAAAAGUACAUUAUUUUCUUUAGGAAUGUAGUAAAGUAAAAGUUGGCAAAAAUACCCCAAAAAACGACUUAAGUAGUACUUUAAAGUAUUUUUACUUAAGUACUUUACACCACUGCUAAUGUUUGAUAUUAGUAAAGGCAAGAUUAAAUUGAGAAUAGUCUAAUAGGUGAAAAUAUGAUCACUAGAUGAGAGAGCAGUGUGUGCAGCCUGAGGCAAGGUAGAGAGCAAGCUUUUUUUUAACGACUUUCUCAAAUCAUCAAUAGCCUAUAGUAGCAUCAUGCAGACCAUAUAUCUUGUGAUUUCUAAGGUUUAUGUCAUUCACAACUAAAGUUGCCAAAUAACUUUAAAUCUAGCAUAUAGGACCUGUUGCAAAUGAUCACUGUUACGCUCAACAUAGCCACUUCAUACGCGCACAUUCUUGCUCCAGAAUGGGAAAAAUAUCCUUUGUAUUUUAUUCAGCUAAGUUCAAUAUAUUAUUUUUACUAUAAAAUCAUAUAAUAUAAAAUAAAGGCAUGGGACUUAUAAGCAUAUCUUGUCUGCUAAAUGAACAAGCCUACAGCCUAUGGCAUGGCGCAUAGCCAGAUAACAUACAGUACAUUUGGCCAACUCAUAUUCUGUUCUUCUGAAAUACAUUUUCUUCAUAUUUUACAUUUUAGUCAUUUAGCAGACGCUCUUAUCCAGAGCGACUUACAGUUAGUGAGUGCAUACAUUUUCAUAUCAUGUUUCUUUAGACUUGCCUGAAAUAAAUAAUGAAUUUAUUGUGAUGGUGUAUAUUAAAUUGAUUUAUUAUACUUUUUUAAAUGUAGAUGUUCCGAAGGCACACAUCAGCGGCUUGUAUGCAACUUGUAUGCCUGGAGAUGCUAAACGUGUUUAUGUUAAUUAGCCUACAGGUCAAUUACCUUGAGACCAGCAGGCUUUUGCAUGACAAUAACCAGCUGACAAAAUGUCAUGACUGCCACAGCCCUAGUCUGGCAUUGAUCAUUCCACAUUGAAUGACCUUUGUCUUGUCUCUAUCUCCCUGUAGAGUGAUCCUGAGGUGGUGCCCCAGACAGAUCUGGUGCCUACCCUGACCCAUCUCCUGGGCAUACCCAUCCCCUACAGCAGUGUGGGACAGGUCCUGCUGCCUCUGUUCCCUGCAGACAGCCAGACAGGAGGUGCACCAGCAGGUCUCAGCCAGGUGGAGGCGCUGUGGAUCAAUGCCAAACCGGUAAUCACAGAGCUGUAAUCAUGUCAGAUGCAUUAAUUUGCUGUAUAUUGAAGAUUGCAAUUUACUGCACAUCUCUGCACCUAUUUUAACCAUGAAUAAUAGCUUGUAUUCAUUUGUAUGAUUCAUUUGACCCUUUUUGUCUUUGAAGGUCAACCGUUUUCUGGAGACCUAUUCCAGCAUAGCCAAAGACAUCCCUCCAGAGAGUCUCUCAGCUGCAGGCAGACUUCUCCCGCCUCUCCUCUGAGUACCUCAGCACUGUCAAAGAUGGCCACUCUCCAACCCCAGAGCUUGUGACCUCCCUACAGGUGUACCUGACCUCUGUCCGGGACACCUGCCGAGCCACAUGGGUCUGCUUCAAUCCAGCCAAGAUGGCCGCCGGCAUAGCUGUCCUGGAAUGUGCCUGCGUGCUGUGUUACGUCCUCUCUGAGAUGUCCUCUGUGCUGUUGAGGGAGAGUGGUCUGCUGAGGGUCCCUCUGGUGGCAGCCACUGGGGUAAAGGGGGUGUGUAGCAGGUCAGCUGUUUACACAGGGCUAUGUUGAGGUGUCCUGGUGCCAGGCGGCUGCAGCCCUCUCUGAGGUACUGCUCUGGAGAGCCCGACGGGCCAGCAAGACUGCAGCGGCUGAGGGUGGAGAGGUGGCCCCAAGGAGUGACUGGCUCACCCUGCCUCGCUUCUUAUUAACCCCUCCCCUCCUGGUGCUCCUCCUGCACUGUGCCUCCCUGCUCUCUGACAGCUAUGUAAUAGCAGAGGGCUGUGUGGUCACCCUUCUGCUCUUCUCCCUGAGCCUCUAUGUCCCCUUCCAUCUCAACUGGGACGGCCUCUUACUACCCCUUGUCCAUGACCCCCUGAAUCCCGCCGGGCUCCUGCCCUCCCCGGUCCUGUCCCCCUCAGUUGUGAGGAGGGAGAGCAGCACUUCCCUGGCCUGCCUGGCUGUCAUAAGGAACAGGAAUCCUGCCAGUCCUUCCCGUUCCUCUCUCCCCUGUCACAGGUGCAGGAAAGCUGUCUGAAGAACCUGCACUACAUCCUGUCUCUGGCCUCUCUGUGCGCAUGGACCUACAGUACCUGCUAUGGCACUACGGCAACCUGAACAGUCCUGGUGGUACGGUGUUCACGGCUCGCUGGAUCCUGCCCCUGCUGUCUGUCUGUUUGGGGCUCCACUGGGCUGUGGCUGAAACCCAGAGGACAGCUUUAGGAACCUGGCUGAGCUGAUCAGCCUGGGCCAGCAAGCCCUCCCCAGGUUUGCCUUCUCUCUGCUGGGCCUAGGGCUGGCCCUGCUCUGGCUGGACCCGCUCAUCGUAUUCAUCAAGACCAGGGCAGCAGCCCCUGUCCGAGGCCCUUGAUCGAUCCCCCCACCCCGCUACCGGGACAGCAUGGGCAUCAGCCCCCAGGCAGAGCUGCACCACCUCAUCCCCCAGCUCACCAGCGCAUGCACUGCUCCCUGGAGGACGGAGAACCAGCCAAGGUUCCUUAGGGGGACGACCGGCCUGCCGUGGAGGCCUACGGGCUGGGUACGGUCUACUCGGCCCCCUUGGUCCUGCUGUGUGGCCUGAUGGGCCUGCUUCUGCUGCAUCCAGAGGGCAUGUCCCUGUCCUUCCUGCUGCUGCUCCUGGAGAUGAGAGCCCUGCUGCAGAUACAGGCCUCCUCCACUACCCUCAACGCCCUGCAGGGGACACACUCUCGUAAACUACUUACAGUGUGAUCAGUUGUCUGACUAUUUGGUACUCUUUGCCUCUUUUAUAAAAUGCCUAUAAUUGUUACUUUUGCAUCUGUUGCAUGUUUGUCUCCAAUUAACUUCUCAAGAUACUAAUGGUUAUGAAUUUCUCUUAUUUGCCCCUACUUGUCUCCCUCUGCCAGGUGGCUUUGCUGUGCCCUGGACCCCGGUAGUCCUGUGGUCCCUGGCUUCCACUCAGUUCUUCCAUGCCACAGGCCAUCUGGCCACAUUCCCCCACCAUCCAGUAGGCUGCUGCUUUCGUGGGCUUCCCCGGUGGGCACACAGGCACCAUACUUCCGGCUUCACUGGUCACCCUCAACACCUUCUCCUCACACAUCCUCUUUGCAGGUAACCAUUCCCACUCACCCGUUCACACACAGGGCUGUGUUGUACAGUAAGAAUCUAGGUGUAUCUAGGUUGAUUGACAUAGUGGUUAAUAUGGCUAUAAUCAUGUCACUCCUGACUUAAUUUCAGUCUGUAAUUCUGUACUGCAUUAUCAAGGAACCUACCAGGUACAAGCCUAAAUCCGUAAACAUGGGCACCCUCAUAGAUAUCAUCCUGACUAACUUACCCUCUAAAUACACCUCCGCUGUCUUCAACCAGGAUCUCAGCGAUCACUGCCUUAUUGCCUGCGUCCGUAACGGGUCCGCGGUCAAACGACCACCCCUCAUCACUGUCAAACGCUCCCUAAAACACUUUAGCGAGCAGGCCUUCCUAAUUGACCUGGCCCAGGUAUCCUGGAUGGAUAUCUAUCUCAUUCCGUCUGUAGAGGAUGCCUGGUUGUUCUUUAAAAGUGCUUUCCUCUCAAUCUUAAAUAAGCAUGCCCCAUUCAAAAAAUUCAGAACUAAGAACAGAUAUAGCCCCUGGUUCUCCUCAGACUUGACUGCCCUUGACCAGCACAAAAACAUCCUGUGGCGUACUGCAUUAGCAUCGAAUAGCCCCCACGAUAUGCAACUUUUCAGGGAAGUUAGGAACCAAUAUACACAAACAGUUAGGCAAGCAAAGGCUAGCUUUUUCAAACAGGAAUGUGCAUCCUGUAGCACUAACUCCAAAAAGUUUUGGGACACUGUAAAGUCCUUGGAGAAUAAGAGCACCUCCUCCCAGCUGCCCACUGCACUGAGGCUAGGAAACACUAUCACCACCGAUAAAUCUAGAAUAAUCGAGAAUUUCAACAAGCAUUUUGCUACGGCUGGCCAUGCUUUCCACCUGGCUACUACUACCCCGGUCACCAGCUCUGCACCCUCCGCUGCAAGUUGCCCAUGCCACCCCCCCACUUCUCCUUCACACAAAUUCAGACAGCUGAUGUUCUGAAAGAGCUGCAAAAUCUGGACCCCUACAAAUCGUCUGGGCUAGACAAUCUGGACCCUUUCUAAAAAUAGCCGCCGAAAUUGUCGCAACCCCUAUUACUAGCCUGUUCAACCUCUCUUUCGUAACGUCUGAGAUCCCCAGAGAUUGGAAAGCUGCCGCGGUCAUCCCCCUCUUCAAAGGGGGUGACACUCUACAUCCAAACUGUUACAGACCUAUAUCCAUCCUGCCCUGCCUUUCGAAAGUUUUUGAAAGCCAAGUUAACAAACAGAUCACCGACCAUUUCGAAUCCCACCGUACCUUCUCCGCUAUGCAAUCCGGUUUCCGAGCUGGUCAUGGGUGCACCUCAGCCACGCUCAAGGUCCUAAACGAUAUUAUAACCGCGAUCGAUAAUAGACAGGACUGUGCAGCCGUCUUCAUCGACCUGGCCAAGGCUUUCGACUCUGUCAACCACUGCAUUCUUAUUGGCAGACUAAAUAGCCUUGGUUUCUCAAAUGACUGCAUCGCCUCGUUCACCAACUACUUCUCAGAGUUCAAUGUGUCAAAUCGAAGGGCCUGUUGUCUGGACCUAUGGCAGUCUCUAUGGGGGUGCCACAGGGUUCAAUUAUUGGUGUAUAUCAAUGAUGUCGCUCUUGCUGCUGGUGACUCUUAGAUCCACCUCUAUGCAGACGACACCAUUUUGUAUACAUCUGGCCCUUCAUUGGACACUGUGUUAACAAACCUCCAAACAAGCUUCAAUGCCAUACAACACUCCUUCCGUAGCCUCCAACUGCUCUUAAACACUAGUAAAACUAAAUGCAUGCUCUUCAAUCGAACGCUGCUGGCACCCGCCCACCCGACUAGAAUCACUACUCUCGACUGGUCUGACCUAGAGUAUGUGGACAACUACAAAUACCUAGGUGUCUGGUUAGACUGUAAACUCUCCUUCCAGACUCACAUUAAGCAUCUCCAAUCCAAAGUUAAAUCUAGAAUCGGCUUCCUAUUUCUCAACAAAGUCUCCUUCACUCAUGCUGCCAAACAUGCCCUCGUAAAAUUGACUAUCCUACCGAUCCUUGACUUCGGCGAUGUCAUUUACAAAAUAGCCUCCAACACUCUGCUCAGCAAAUUGGAUGUAGUCUAUCACAGUGCCAUCUGUUUGUCACCAAAGCCCCAUAUACUACCCACCACUGUGACCUGUACGCUCUUGUUGGCUGGUCCUCACUACAUAUUCGUCGCCAAACCCACUGGCUCCAGGCCAUCUAUAAAUCACUGCUAGGCAAAUAUCCGCCUUAUCUUAGCUCAUUGGUCACCAUAGCAACACCCACCCGUAGUAUGCGCUCCAGCAGUUAUAUCUCACUGAUCAUCCCCAAAGCCAACACCUCCUUUGGCCGCCAUUCCUUCCAGUUCUCUGCUGCCAAUGAUUGGAACGAACUGCAAAAAUCUCUGAAGCUGGAGACUCUUAUCUCCCUCACUAACUUUAAGCAUCAGUUGUCAGAGCACCUUACCGAUCACUGCACCUGUACACAGCCCUUCUGAAAUUAGCCCACUCAACUACCUCAUCCCCAUAUUGUUAUUUAUUUUGCUCAUUUGCACCCCAGUAUCUCUAUUUGCACAUAAUCUCUUGCACAUCUAUCAUUCCAGUGUUAAUACUAAUUGUAAUUAUUUUUCACUAUGGCCUAUUUAUUGCCUUACCACCAUAACUUGCUACAUUUGCACACACUGUAUAUAUAUUUUCUGUGGUAUUUUUUACUUUAUGUUUUGUUUCACCCCAUAUGUAACUCUGUGUUGUUGUUUUUAUCGCACUGCUUUGCUUUAUCUUGGCCAGGUCGCAGUUGUAAAUGAGAACUUGUUCUCAACUGGCUUACCUGGUUGAAUAAAGGUUAAAUAAAAAAAUACUGACAACCACUCAAGCUAAUUGAUGCUAGUAGAUACCCAUAGACUUUCAGUCAUUGCGCUAACGCUAGUUAGCAUUGGCUUGGGAAACUACCUCUAACUUCCUUCAUACUGGAUACGGAUACAUAAAAGUGGUAUCCACGAGUUCAUCUGACUCUGGGGAAGUAGUUAAAAGUCCCUCAUUGCCAAAAUCUCGUAUUAUCUCUUCAGUAUUGAUCAUGAAUAUGAAGCUCAGUUUUUGCUGAUGCAUCUGUAUAUUGGCCUGUGUGCAGUGGCUUUUCCGUUGCUCCUCCGCUGGUGUGUGAGGUGGGCGGGGGACGAGGAGGAGGAGGCGGUGGGGAGGAAGGAGAGGACAAUGCUAUCAUGGAGAUGAGACUGAGGUAGAGUCCCCAGCAGUUCAGUUCUGCCCUUCUACAGCUUGCAACACGCUCCCUCUUCAUUAAUGGGGCACAGGUAAACACACACACACCCCUGCGAUUGACUCAGGACCUCCUCUCCCCUCUGCUCAUGUCUUUGCAUCAGUCUGUGCAGCUGUUAUCCUCAGAAGACAUCUAAUGUUGUGGAAUGUUUUUGCACCCAAAUACUGUAAGUGCCUUUCCCAAUUCACACUAACCACAGUAUGUUUUUUGUGUCCUUCCUUCCUACUCUGUGUGACUGCACUUGUCAUUAUAGUGUGUCUAAGUCAUAGAUCAUGCUCUCAAAAUGAGUCUUGUGUAUUCUCUACAAAGUUAUUAAGCAUUGCGUCUUCUCUGCCAUGUUAUUAAGCAUUAUGUAUUCUCUGCCAUGUUAUUAAGCAUUAUGUCUUCUCUGCCAUGUUAUUAAGCAUUAUGUCUUCUCUGCCAUGUUAUUAAGCAUUAUGUCUACUCUGCAAUGUUAUUAAGCAUUACGUCUUCUCUGCCAUUUUAUUAAGCAUUACGUCUUCUCUGCCAUGUUAUGAAGCAUUAGUCUUCUCAGCCAUGUUAUGAAGCAUUUCGUCUUCUCUGUCAUUUUAUUAAGCAUUACAUCUUCUCUCUACCAUGUUUCCUAUACAUUUGCAGGUUGAUGUUCAAGGCCUCAGGGUUCCUGGUGAGCAGUGUGUUUGUUCUUGUGGGGGUGACCCACGUGAUGAGAGUGGACAUGGCAGUGGGCCAUUGGUUUAAGAGACUUCCCUGA